UUUGAUCGCUUUUGCCGCAAGGAAAUUGGUUUAAAUAUUACAGCAGAAUGGUGAUGUAGUAGAUUUGAACUAUGCGUACGUGCAAAACCGGGCAUUUGAGCUUCACACCGGUGAUCCACCCAGCCGCUUGUCCAGGAAACCUACGCUGAGUGGGAGGUGUUUAGAUCUGCUUGGCUGUCCACAUUAACAGACGCGGUCGUUCCCAUUCACAAUCACCGCGCAGGUGUUGCUGCGCUCUGAGCACUGAGCAGCAUAUUUCAUUUGACUUACCUCUGCAGUUUAUCUUGCCACAGCACUGCGCCGACAUAUGUGCAACUCCCUGGCUAGUCUACUAGUCUCUGGUCAAGAAUAUUGGGGAGUUGUGCUGCGUUAUUCAUUGAGACAACAAUAAUUACAUGCGUGCGCUUUUGAUGGAUAUGGGAUCAUAAAUUAACUGGGCAUUGCACUGAUGUGAGGGCUUCCCGUUAUAUCAUUUAAAUGGAGACUCCAGCAAUUGUUUCAUUGUGGCCUGUGGAGCCUGCAGAGGGAUUUGAUGUGGAUGAAUUCUUAUCAUCUCCCCUUGUUUAUUGGACCAAGAAUCUGGCUGCAGUGGACGACCGCAGCAUAGAACCUUCGGAUUUAUGCAGUAGCGAAUUCCUGCGGAAUCUGUUGUCCGAAAUCGAUCCUCAUUUGCCCGAUGGCCAUGGCAAUGAUCAUAACGAUCCCGUUGAUCCGGUUCUUCGAAGAUUACAUGUACUGGAAGCCCUGGUGUUGCAUAUUCGUCGAUAUUUCUCGGAGAUCCUUGGCCAAAUUAUUGUUAUGCGGCCACCCGACAUUUUAUAUAUCAGCCAGUGUCCGACAGCCGAACACGCCGUACGGGAGAUGCGGAGUUUACUUCUCAUGGUGUUGAGUUUUGCCGUACAAUGCAGUCAAAAGGAAGACGUUAUUGAGCGUAUUCAAAAGAUGGACGAGUGCGCACAAAAAGGCAUCGUAGAGUGUAUUAAAGAGGUGACAGAUAACCCUCAGAGAGUAUGGAAAAUGGAGCAUACGGACCUUGCCGUAGUGGAUUAUCCAUCGGCACACGGUGACGGUCAUCGCAGUGGACCGCUGUUGAUAGCCCAUCAGCAUAUUAAAGCGCUUGUUAACGAUCGCGAUAAGUUGUUAAAGCUGGUGUUGCUGCUGUGGCGCGAAAACUAUCAACGCAAAGCGGAUGGCAGCGGGAAGAAGUUGAUGCCAGGAGGCAUCCAUCAUGCCGCGGAAACCGCCGAUCUCAGGGCGCAGAUUCGCCGUCUUUCACAAGAAUUAUACGAAUGCGGAGAAGAGAUGAAGGAAUGCAAAGAGGAACUGCACAGGACCAUGGUAACGGUGGAUAGUCUACGCAAAGAAAAUGCCGAAUUGUCAACAAACACCCGUCUGGUCAAAGUGUACCGUGAUGAACUUGAUAUUGUGUACGAAAAGGAAAAGAAAGCCGAGAAACUGGAGAGCGAAGUUAACCGUUACCGGAGCCAAUUGAACGAAAUGGAAUAUUAUAAAAAUCGCAUUGAAGAAAUGCAACAAAAUCUUCAGUUGCUGUCCGAGGCAAAGGCUUUACUCGAAACCCAGCUAGAAUCUGCUCGAAAACGAGCCGAUCUCGUACCGACAUUAGAAGUGGAUGUUGCGCAACUGAAGAGCCAAUUGUGUGCAGCUGCAGCCGAUGCGGCUAGCCAAAGAGAACAAGUCAAAGAUCUCGUCGCGGAAAAUGCUCAGUUGACCUUAGAUCUCCAGCGAUACCGUACGGAAACGGAAUUGACCAAAUACGGGGAUGACGGUCAUUCUGAUAAAUCUUCUGGAGUUGGCCUUUCUUUAUCGGAUCAGCUUACCGAGAGUCUUUCAACAAAAGUUCUCAGAUUAGAAAUUGAGAACGAAAAGCUGCGUUGCCUUCUGGAAAGCCGUGAUCGCGAGCACAUUCCCACGCAUCGUUCUAACUCGGACUAUACUGAUUCCGAUAUCGGAAGCGGCGGAUCGGACAGUUACGAUCUCUGUGCAUCACAAACAAACUCUUUAUUCCACACGAUGGAUAGUACCCUGACGUACGAAGAGUCGACUGUUACCGGUUCGACGCUUUGCGAAUACGAGCCAAUGACUUUGGAUCGUCAUUUGAUUUCUCCUAAUAAUAAAAGUGUUUCUAAGCUACAUUCAUACCUGGAAGAGGAAAAUUUCCUGCUAAAAGCUGAAAUUUUGUCGCUGAAGAAAUCAUUGGAGCAGUAUGAGAAAUUGGAGGCGAAACUGACGGAGUGUCAUGAUGAGCGCAUCGAAACUCGAAAAUCGCUGGAUGGGGCGCUAAGUGAGAUCUUGAACUUGACCGGUGAGAUGCGGCAAAUGGAGGAUUCUCGUGCCGUUCUGCUUGAACAGGCCGGUGAAGCGGAUGUGCUGAGGAAGGAGAACGCCACGCUGCAGUUGGAUUUAAAAUCGUCUGAUCAAAAGUCGAAAAUUCUAGAGCGUGAGAAUAAGCGAUUGCGGCAACUAGUGGACAGUCGGUCAGACGAGAUUGCGGAACUGCGUAAUCAGACAGCACAACUCGAAGGGGCCUGCAAGGAAUCACAGAGUGAAGCUGAGCUCAUCGGGCAACUGCGGUCGCGCAUGGCGGAGUUGGAGGCGGCCAAUAUGGAAAUGACCCAGAAGCUGAGCAUUUGUGCGGAUAGCAUGAACAGUCUGCAGAAUGAAUUGGUCAGGGAGAAGCUACGCACACGAAACUCUGGGAAAUUUGUCAAAGAGAUGUUGGUUUUUUUGAAUAAUCAGCACGUGAAUGUUCCCACUGAAGUCGAAUUGGACGAUGGGAAUGGCGCUACGGUGGCUGGCGUUGUCAUUGAUGCACUGUCGAGUGCGUUGAACCAGAACGAAAAAGAUGCCUUGAAGCGCGAAAACGACGACGUGAAGGCGGAACUGGACAACCUGCGCAAUGACUACCACGCACUGUGGACGGCGUACGAGAAGGAAGCGCGACGCGCACGUACCACUCCGUCGAGUAUCUCCAUCGAAGCGUCAUGUACCAAUGGCGAACUGCAGAACGAUGCACUGGAAAAAUUACGCAUGGAAGCAGCAUCCCUGAAACAAAGUCUGACUGUUGCCAAAUUGAAAAGCCUAACAUUUGAAGAUCGAUUGAACACAUCGCAGGCCUCGUAUCAGUCACUGCAAUCCGAUUAUCAAAACCUGGAAAAGGUCAAAGCCCAGUUGGAGGUGGAAAGCAAAUCGCAGCAGCUCACUAAUUCCAGUUUAUUAAAGAAUUUGAUUCAGUUGGAGAAAGAAAAGGAUAGUCUGCUAAAGAAUGCAGAAGAUUCGCAAGAUGCACAUUCUCUUGUAAUGGCCGAUCAUGAGGCUUUGCAACGUCUGCAUGAACAGUUGAGCCAGGAUUACGAAAAACUGACUAAAGAGCUAAAUAUGGCAAAGGCCGAGAACAAGAAGCUAGUGCACGAUCUGGCACAAAGUAGACCGUAUUCCUCUAUGACGCAAGAAGGACUGCGCAAUAACCGAAUGCCCGACUCAGCGGAUAUUCGUGAGGAGCGUUUGAAACGUCUGGAAGCGGAGUAUGCGGCACUGGUGUCGGAAAAUGAUGCGUUACGAAAUACAAAUCAUGAGCUCAGCGAAACGUAUCGGAUCCUGACGGAAGAACAUAAGACUGUCAAAACGGAGAUCAAUCAGUUGCGAUUGAAAAAGAUCGAGUAUGAGGGUGUUGUUUACGACUGCAAGAGUCAAGUGCAGAGCAAGGAAGUGGAAGCCAACAGACACACUGAAAUUUUGCUAGGAAUUAUUGCUUCGUUAGAGGACGAAAAACGAUCUUUUGCGGCAGCCAUCGAACGGCUUGUUCUUCAAUACGAUGAUGUAUUUUUGCAUUCAUGGCGCGAAAAAAGUCAGAUGCAAACAGAGCAGAAGGAACUCCAAGAAAAACUCCAUGCACUGGAUUUGCAAAAACAGUUAUUAAUACAAAAACUGUAUGAUACAUUCAAGAAUGCUGACGCGCGGAAGCGGCAUGUGGGAUUUCUGAAGCGAGUCCGUCGCGCUGCCGGUGAGCUGGUGGGGCGUAGUCGAAGUCGGUCGCGCACACGAACUAUCAGUCCGACGGACAGCACCGCUGAUAGCUCAUCAGUGGAAUCCACAGCAGGGACAACUGACCGUGCAACCGUGAAGCGACUCCAUUCAAUCAGCAUGCAUACCAUGGCUGCCUUACCUAAAAGUGCAAGCGAGCGGAAUGCUGCAAAAAGUGGUCCGCAACUGAGCUACUCGUCCGACGAUCUACGCAAGAAUAGCUCCAGUGCCUCUUCGUGCAUUUCACCAUCGGAACAACCGGCUGAAGAUGGCCGACCCCGUACAGUGUCUAACGGCACAUCCGCCGCCGACAGUGCCGGCAACUCUCGUGAUCCGGCACUGCAUCGCAUUGGAAGUCGUCGCGGGGUGUAUCAGCCUAACACCAAUGUGGUUGUGCACCAUCCGGCAAGAGAACGAGGGAAUCAGUUAUCCGAGCCAACUAAUCCGUCCAAACCACAAGACGCUGGCGAUUCGUCUAAACCGGGUGCCAAGAAAUGCUGCACAUCGUACGGCGGUUUCCACGAUUGUAGUAUGUUGAAUUACACCAGGCUGACCGCGGCAACAGCCCUUGCAAACGGUGCGUCGCCUAGCACGUUGAGAAGAAAUAACGAGGUGCGAGCGUCCAGUGAGAUGCGGGAAAGCAAGGAUGAUCGGGCAUCUAGUGGCAGUAAUGUAUCUACACCCACGACAUCCGUUCGGUCGGCGCAUUUGUACGCUGUUCCCCACCAGCAACGACUCAAACAUUUAGUGUCCACUACGACCUCUCGGAGUUCUCCGAAACCUGGGCUUGGAACGCCACCGAAUGGAUACGUUUUUCGGCCUAGAUCGUCCAUUGCGGCAUCCGACACAGCAACGCAAGGUGAAGAGAGCGACACAAUAUCAACCUGGUCGUUCAAUGGCUCCCAAUCUGGGCACGUUCAGUCCGGUAGUUACGAGAGGCCCAGCUAUUAUAGGAGCGACGCCAGUACACCGUCAGUGAUUAUGGAAUCUCAGCCGCGCGAUCUGGGCAGCUCCGUGGGAAAUGUUGAGGAUAGUCCCGUUUGGUACGAGUACGGCUGCGUCUGAUGGACCUGUUGGACAUUCUGGUUAUACCCAGUCUCUGUAGUCGAAUGCAGCUCUUGCGGUUGUUUAUUUGUGAUCUGACUUGAUUUCCCUUUGUUCCUCAGAUGUACUUCGGUUAGGCUACCUUUUUAUGUAGUUUAAAAUUAUGUAAAAUAUGCGUGUUUACACCACCAAGCGUAUUUAUACUGUGAACAUUGUGCGCAUAGGGUGCGCGUUAUCUAUACACUUUGUGCGUUAUAUUGUGAGUUCGGACAUUAUUGUUCAUGUUUUCUUAAUUUUGAUGUUUUAUUGUUGUAGUACCGAGUGCUUCUUCCGUUCUGCUUUCUGUUGGCGUUCUGCUUUAUUCGCACAAUAGAAGCGGAUAACCUGGCUUUGGUCAAUAAAAUACGUACAGUGUAUCAUCCGGUUCCGGCGAAAAAAAAGCUCUUCUUAAUGC
Paramacrobiotus metropolitanus is the source of this 5539-nucleotide messenger RNA. RefSeq names its product girdin-like. Gene Ontology annotation, molecular function: microtubule binding; dynein light intermediate chain binding. The record is from RefSeq and is a predicted model, not a curated record. Lineage: Eukaryota; Metazoa; Tardigrada; Eutardigrada; Parachela; Macrobiotidae. Gene Ontology annotation, biological process: cytoskeleton-dependent intracellular transport; cytoplasmic microtubule organization. The transcript is spliced from 15 exons. The coding region runs from base 478 to 5106 and encodes 1542 amino acids. Gene Ontology annotation, cellular component: cytoplasm; centrosome.